AUGGGGGCCGCCCGGAUCGCGCCCGGCCUGGCGCUCUUGCUCUGCUGCCCGGUGCUCAGCUCCGCAUACGCGCUGGUGGAUGCAGAUGACGUCAUGACCAAAGAGGAGCAGAUCUUCCUGCUGCACCGCGCCCAGGCCCAGUGUGAGAAGCGGCUCAAAGAAGUCCUGCAGAGGCCAGGGCGCCCCUGCCUGCCGGAGUGGGACCACAUCCUUUGCUGGCCGAUGGGGGCUCCAGGGGAGGUGGUAGCCAUGCCCUGUCCCGACUACAUUUACGACUUCAAUCACAAAGGCCAUGCCUACCGCCGCUGUGACCGCAAUGGCAGCUGGGAGCUGGUGCCGGGGCACAACCGCACGUGGGCCAACUACAGCGAGUGCGUCAAGUUCCUGACCAAUGAGACGCGCGAACGGGAGGUGUUUGACCGCCUGGGCAUGAUCUACACCGUGGGCUACUCCGUCUCGCUUGCAUCUCUCACCGUGGCGGUCCUCAUCCUGGCCUACUUUAGGAGGCUGCACUGCACACGCAAUUACAUCCACAUGCAUCUGUUCCUGUCCUUCAUGCUUCGCGCCGUGAGCAUCUUUGUCAAGGACGCGGUUCUCUACUCGGGCACCGCCCUCGACGAGGCUGAGCGCCUCACGGAGGAAGAGCUGCGCGCCAUCGCCCAGGCACCGCCGCCGCCCGCCGCCGCCGCCGGCUACGUGGGCUGCCGGGUGGCUGUGACCGUCUUCCUUUACUUCCUGGCCACCAACUACUACUGGAUUCUGGUGGAGGGGCUGUAUCUGCAUAGCCUCAUCUUCAUGGCCUUCUUCUCAGAGAAGAAGUACCUCUGGGGCUUCACAGUCUUCGGCUGGGGUCUGCCUGCCAUCUUCGUGGCUGUGUGGGUCGGUGUGAGAGCUACCCUGGCCAACACCGGGUGCUGGGAUCUCAGCUCUGGGAACAAGAAAUGGAUCAUCCAGGUGCCCAUCCUGGCCUCUAUUGUGCUCAACUUCAUCCUCUUCAUCAACAUCGUCCGGGUUCUGGCCACCAAGCUGCGGGAGACCAACGCUGGCCGGUGUGACACGCGGCAGCAGUACCGGAAGCUGCUCAAAUCCACACUGGUGCUCAUGCCGCUCUUUGGCGUCCACUACAUCGUCUUCAUGGCCACGCCGUACACCGAGGUCUCAGGGACGCUCUGGCAAGUCCAGAUGCACUACGAGAUGCUCUUCAACUCCUUCCAGGGAUUUUUUGUUGCCAUCAUAUACUGUUUCUGCAAUGGUGAGGUACAGGCUGAGAUCAAGAAAUCCUGGAGCCGUUGGACACUGGCACUGGACUUCAAGCGCAAGGCACGCAGCGGGAGCAGCAGCUACAGCUACGGUCCGAUGGUGUCUCACACGAGUGUGACCAACGUAGGGCCCCGCACGGGACUGGGCCUGCCCCUCAGCCCCCGUCUGCUGCCCGCGGCCACCACCAACGGCCACCCGCCGCUGCCCGGCCACACCAAGUCAGGGUCCCCGGCUCUACAGGCCACACCGCCUGCCGUGGCCGCUCCUAAGGAAGAUGGAUUCCUCAACGGCUCCUGCUCGGGGCUGGAUGAGGAGGCCUGUGCACCAGAGAGGCCACCUGUCCUGCUGCAGGAGGAGUGGGAGACAGUCAUGUGA
This is a messenger RNA of Rangifer tarandus platyrhynchus (Svalbard reindeer), 1635 nucleotides long. NCBI's taxonomy places the organism in Eukaryota, Metazoa, Chordata, Mammalia, Artiodactyla, Cervidae. The record is from the annotation of a GenBank genome assembly.